AUGGUUAAACUCAUCAUUUUCAUCGCUCUCUUAUGUUUGGGAUUGAUCUCAGCUCGUGGUCCAGGUGGCUUUAGACGACCAGGUGGCUUUGGACCAUCCGGUGGUGGUAAUUAUCAUGGUGGUCCAAGUGGAGAUAAUGGCAACGCACUAGCAUCGACACUGUGUGCCAAUGACACCUUGGCUUCAUUAUAUGUCUCCCAAAACCAAGCACUUAUUACAGAACUGAAUAACAAUGGUUCCUUCACAGAUUUGGCACAAAAACGAGUAAAAGAGUGGGCAUAUUUUCAGAAUGCUACUAACAAUGAGCUUCUUGCAUCGAACUGCACAGAAUACUGUGCUGGUUUGAAUGCAGCUCGUGCAGAUGAUAUGGCUGCCAAAAAUCAACGAGACCAAUACACAAAGAUCGGUGAAGGUCGCUUUAAAAACAUUCUUCGAAGUCUCGGGAUUGGUGUGAGAGGUGAUAGUCAUGAAAAAUGA
Messenger RNA from Rotaria sordida, 477 nucleotides. Lineage: Eukaryota; Metazoa; Rotifera; Eurotatoria; Philodinida; Philodinidae. The record is from the annotation of a GenBank genome assembly.